Paraphaeosphaeria sporulosa is the source of this 3591-nucleotide messenger RNA. Its product is annotated as actin-like ATPase domain-containing protein. Gene Ontology annotation, biological process: cellular response to hypoxia; endoplasmic reticulum unfolded protein response; negative regulation of hypoxia-induced intrinsic apoptotic signaling pathway. Bases 337 to 3483 code for a protein of 1048 amino acids. Gene Ontology annotation, cellular component: endoplasmic reticulum chaperone complex. The record is from RefSeq and is a predicted model, not a curated record. Lineage: Eukaryota; Fungi; Ascomycota; Dothideomycetes; Pleosporales; Didymosphaeriaceae. The transcript is spliced from 2 exons. Gene Ontology annotation, molecular function: ATP-dependent protein folding chaperone; ATP binding.
CCGAGCGGUCGUGGUCGUGGCGCGCGCAAGUCAAUCUGUCAUUUUCGGUCAAAGAGCCACCUGGCUCGAAGGUCCGCGAACAGGGUAGCUACCUCCGACAUUUAAACAUUUCAGUAAAGCUCUCGCCCGCUCUCCACGUCUUAUGUACACAUAGCUCAAUACCUCGGGAUACUGCUCCCUUCCUUUCCCUAUAGACGAAUUCAAGUUCGAAGCAAAUCCAGAUAUCCGUGCGGCGCAUCGACUUCCCCACCGCCACUUGUCAGAGGCAUCCCACCUCACACCGUAUUUACUGCGUCGCCCGCACACCACCCAAAGCCUUGACCCAGCACUCGCACAAUGGCUCCUCCCGGCCGCCGGAGACACAACUUGUCUCCUGCUGCAGUAUUCCUCGGCCUCGUAUUCCUCUUCUCGUCAACUGCAUCCGCCGCCUCGGCCGUCCUGGGUAUCGACCUGGGCACCGAAUACCUCAAAGCCGCGCUCGUCAAGCCCGGCAUCCCCCUUGAGAUCGUCCUCACCAAGGACUCAAAGCGCAAAGAGACUUCCGCCGUCGCUUUCAAGCCGCUGAAGAGCGGCGCGCUACCGGCAGGCGAGUUUCCAGAGCGCUUCUACGGCAGCGAUGCAGUGGCUCUGGCUGCGCGGUUCCCCGGCGACGUCUACCCCAAUCUGAAGCAACUGCUUGGUGUGAGCAGCGAGGGCGAUAAUGUGAAGGUGUACAACUCGAGAUACCCCGCGCUGAACGUUGAAGGCUUAGAGGGCAGGAAGACGGUUGCGCUGCGGAGCGGCGUGUUCGCGGCUGAGGAGAAGCCAUUCUCGGUCGAGGAGCUUUUGGCUAUGGAACUGAAGAAUGUGAGGGACAACGCGAAGGUAUUGGCAGGCAGCGACGUGUCCGACGCUGUCUUCACGGUUCCGCCGUUUUACACCGUUGAGGAGAGGAGGGCCCUGGAGGUCUCCGCGAGACUAGCAGGCUUGAAUGUCCUGAACGUGGUCAGUGAUGGACUGGCUGUUGGCAUCAACUACGCGAUGGGCCGGACGUUCCCUGUCGUCAACGAGGGAGGCAAGCCGGAGGUCAACCUCGUUUACGACAUGGGCGCUGGAUCCGCUUCUGCGACUGUUAUCAAGUUCCAGGGGCGCAGUGUCAAGGAUGUGGGCCGUUACAACAAGACUGUUCAGGAAGUCCAGGUUCUCGGCGCGGGCUGGGACAAGACGCUCGGCGGUGAUGCGCUCAACUCGCUAAUCAUCGAAGACAUGAUCUCCUCGUUCGUCGAGCUUCCAGGCGCAAAGAGCGCAUCCAUCACUGCGGAGAAGGUAAAGGCCCACGGACGGACCGCUGCAAAGCUCUGGAAGGAGUCUGAGAGGGUCCGCCAGGUUCUCAGCGCCAAUACUGAGACACAGUCUUUCUUCGAGAGCUUCUUUGAGGACGUUGACUUCCGCUACAAGAUAUCUCGCUCCAAGCUUGAGGAAUUGGCCACGGAUUACGCUUCUCGCGUUGAGGGCCCCAUCACACGCGCUCUUGAAGUCGCUGGUCUGGAGCUUUCUGACAUCGACGCCGUCAUUGUCCACGGUGGUGCAACUCGUACUCCAUUCGUCCAGGCCCGUCUUGAGGCUCUUGUCGGCAAAUCAAAGAUCAAGGCUAACGUCAACUCCGACGAAGCCGCAGUGUUCGGCGCUGCCUUCAAGGCCGCUGGUCUCAGCCCCUCAUUCCGCGUGAAGGAGAUUCGCGAUACGGACACCCAAGGGUUCACCCACGGCAUCCAGUACAUGUUCAACCUAAAGGAACGUGACCAGAAGAUCUUCUCGCCAUCCACCAAGAUCGGAGCCACCAAGGACCUGCCCUUCCAGAUGAUGGGCGAGUUCGAGUUCACGCUCUACCAGGCUACACCUGGCCCCAACGGCGAAACGGUCAAGCAGCCUACCCUCCACUUCGCAAGCGGAAACCUUACUAGGGCUGUCACUGAGUUGAUCGACAAGGAAAGCUGCGACCGCGACAGCUUCAACAACUAUGUUCAAGUCCGGCUCAGCCCCAUCACUGGUGAGCCUGAGGUUACUUCCGCAUGGGUCACCUGCGAAACAGAGGUCAAGACUGGAAUCGUUGACGGCGUCAAGAAUUUCUUCGGUAUGGGCGACAAGAAGGAUCAGGAGCCUUUGAAGGAUGGCGAGGAUGCUUCCGAGUCCGCUUCAUCGUCAAAGUCAUCCUCGAAAUCUUCCAAGAAAUCCAAGUCGUCCAAGACAUCCUCUGGUUCUGCCUCUUCCACCUCUGGUGCUGCUGAUGCGGCGGCUUCUGACGCCGUUCCUAAAAAGAAGACGGUGCGGUCUGCGAUUACCUUCACGGUAAAACAGCAGGGAUACGAGAAGCACCCUCGCAAGGAGUUCAAGCGUAUGCAGGAUAGGCUCACCGCAUUUGAUGACUCUGACAAGGCUCGUCGCAACCGCGAAGAAGUCCUGAACGCCCUGGAAGCGUUCACCUACAAAUCCCGUGACUAUCUAGAGGACGAGUCAUUCAUUGCCGUGUCCACUGAGACCGUUCGCUCUACGCUCGAAGAGAAACUGAGCGCUGCCUCGGAAUGGAUUUACGCCGAGGGCCAGGAUGCCGACCAUAAGACUCUGAAGUCCAAGCUCAAGGAGCUUGAGGACAUCGUUAAGCCGAUCCUGAAGCGCAAGACCGACUCCCUCGAGCGCCCGGAAGCCAUUAAGAAAUUCGAGGCCAAUCUCGCAGAUGUCAAGACCGCUAUUGACUUGGUUAAGGCCCAGAUCAAUGAUCAGGAGGCCGCUUUGUCCAAGUCUGCGGAAGCCGCAAGCAAGGCCUCUGCUUCUGCCACCGAAUCACUGACCGCUUCCGCUUCAGCUGAUUCGCUCGAUGAUCUUGAGGAAGAUCCCCAUGCGUCUGCAUCUGAGUCUGCCGCUGCCACCGAGCCCACGGAGGUCCCGAUCAUCUACACCGAAGAGGAUUUGACCUUCGUCCAGGGGACGUAUGAGAAUGCCAGCAAGUGGCUUGAAGAGAAGCAAGCCGCACAGAAGAAACUCAAAGACAGCGACGACCCAGCCGUCUCAGUCAAGGACAUCAACGCCGAGGGCGAGAAGCUCAGCAAUGCUGUCAUUCAAAUCAUGAUGAAGAAGGCGCGCAUCUACAAUGCUCCAAAGCCCAAGAAGCCUGCCGCCAAGAAGCCCAAGAAGGACACCAAGAAGAGCAAGAAGGCGAAGAAGGACGGCAAGAGUCCUUCCCAGGAAGAGCUUGAAGAGGCGCUCGAGAAGGCCGGCCUUAAGAAGGAUAGCAUCAAGUUCGCCAACUUUGACCACCCGGAGGAGAUCCUGGACAAGGAUGGCAAGCUCAAGACGAAGUUGGACUUGCCCGAAGGCGCGAGCGAGGAGGAGAUCAACGAGGCAAUUAAGAAGGUCAUGGAUAAUGUGCAGAGCAAGAAGGCGGAGGAGGAUGCCGAGAAGGAGAAGGGCGCGAAGGUUACGGGUGGUGUUCACGAUGAGCUAUAGACGUCGGUAUGAGGAAAGUUGGCAAAGGCGAUAGAAAUGAAGGAAUGGACAUGUGUAUAUGUAGACCCAUGAGAUGAGGAUAUCGAGCAUUUGUAGGAGUUUUGCGGG